This is a messenger RNA of Syngnathus acus (greater pipefish), 2417 nucleotides long. RefSeq names its product insulin-like growth factor-binding protein 1. The record is from RefSeq and is a predicted model, not a curated record. Gene Ontology annotation, biological process: regulation of insulin-like growth factor receptor signaling pathway. Gene Ontology annotation, cellular component: extracellular region. The coding region runs from base 993 to 1721 and encodes 242 amino acids. Gene Ontology annotation, molecular function: insulin-like growth factor I binding; insulin-like growth factor II binding. The transcript is spliced from 4 exons. NCBI's taxonomy places the organism in Eukaryota, Metazoa, Chordata, Actinopteri, Syngnathiformes, Syngnathidae.
UUUUUUUUCACCCCCCUCUUCAUUAAAAAAACAAAUGAAUGUUGAUUACUUUAAACAGCAUCGCAUUUUUCUGUAUGAAUUAAUUGCUAGGUUCAGAUUACACACAGCGUAAAUGAACGAAUCAAUUGAGAUGAGAAAAUUAUUUCAGUAUUGCAAAUAAAUUAUUUGGUUUUUUUCCCCAAUAUGUGGCGUGUUUGUGUUAAAUGUGUCAAGUGGGCUUUAGACAAAGCAAUUGGGAAGAGGUUAUCUUGAUGCGUUUUGCAAAUCGGGGUCAGCCAUCAUUCAUUGGGUCAGUGGGUCCCGACAUUCAGUGCCCAAAACCUGGCGGACCCAAUUGAGAGGGAGCUCAUCAUGGGGCAGGUCAAAGUCAAUGCUCUAAUAAGAUUUUGCCUUUUGGAUAAAAAAUUUUUUUUUAAAGUGAAGCCGACGCCUACCAAUACUACACGGAAGGAAACGACCAAUUACCGUCCGUUGUCUUCACACAAACAUGUUAUGACUCUGGCGACGUGAUGCAAUAAACGGGGUGCGUGUGUUUGUGUGUGUGGGUGCCUCAUGUCCUUGUUUAUCUCGCCUUCCUGAUAAGAUGAACCUUCACCAAAGAGGCUGCUGCAACAAAGCGGCUUGCGGUGUCAAAACAGCGCACCCGCAGCCAAUCAUGUUAUUCCCUCCUUCAUUGAAACAUCUUCAAGGCACAUGUUUUGCUAACCUCUUCAGUCAGCGAUGACUAAAACGCCCCCUCCCCGCCACGCCACGCCAGCCCAGCUUGUUAUGAUGUCCAAUCACCGCGUCCCAAAGUCAAUAUUGACCGCAGACCCCGUGAACCUUCAACCACGCACGUCAAGCGAGGUCAGCCUACUGUUUACCGCUGCUAUGUCACAAAUAUUUUAUAUCUGUAGGCGGUCGGUCAAUUAUUAACACUAGUCGGAGGCCAGACGAAUGCUUAAAUACGAGCGCGCGGGGAGACGGGGACAGAAAAAGUGCAAAGCGUUGACAUGUGUGGAUUACACGCCAAGAAGAUGCUGGUGACGGCCGUGGUUUUGGCAGCGGCGGUGGCGGCGGUCGGGUCAUCCCCCGUGGUGGGCCCCGAGCCAAUUCGCUGCGCCCCCUGCACGGAAGAGAAGCUGAGCGAGUGUCCCGCCGUGCCGAGCGGCUGCGGGCAGGUGCUCAGGGAGCCGGGCUGCGGCUGCUGCAUGGCCUGCGCCCUAGAAAGGGGGAACGCCUGCGGGGUCCACACGGCCCACUGCGCCAGCGGACUGCGCUGCAUGCCCAGGCCCGGCGAGGCCCGACCUCUCCACGCCCUCAUCCGGGGCCAGGGGCUCUGCACCGAAGACCAAGCGGAAGCUGAAGAGGAAGCAGACCGCAGCUCCUUGCAGGACAUGCUGGGCUUGGCCAACCAAGAAGCCGCCGACACCCAGGAGAGCAUCAAGGCCAAAGUGAACGCCAUCAGGAACAAACUGCUGCAGCAGGGGCCUUGUCACAUUGAGCUGGGCGCCGCCUUGGACGCCAUCGCCAGCUCACAGCAGAACCUUGGUGAGAAGUUCACCACCUUCUACCUCCCCAAUUGCGACAAGCACGGCUUCUACAAAGCCAAGCAGUGCGAGUCAUCUCUGGCGGGACCACCCGCUCGCUGCUGGUGCGUGUCGGCUUGGAACGGCAAGAUCCUCCUCGGGACCGGCGACAUCACCGGAGACUCGGAGUGCCACCAGGAAGUCACUCACUGAAGUAGGAAAUGAGCCGCAAACACUCGCUCGCCCGUGAGGACACUUUGGUCCCUUCAUGAAGAGUUGUAAAUUAUUUUAUUUAUUCACGGCAAGUCUCUUUUUUUUUCUUUUUUUUAAAAACUGUUUUCACAUCUUUUUUUUGCUGUCUUCAAUUGUAAAUAGGGCAACACUGUAUACAUUUGUAUUUCUGACUAAAUAACUCCAUUCCUCCAAAACCACAACCCUGUAACCACUGCCAAGCCCCAUUUCAGGGCCUUUUUUUUUUUUUUUUUUUACAAUUCAUUCACAUCAACACAGCGGCUCAUUCAUGCAACAUGUUGACAUUGUCUACACGCAUCUUCAUUUCCUCAAUAGGGGAUACUUAAAGUGCCGCAAGUAUGUGUAUGCUGGUCAAGCACAAACAUAUCAGAGCUCAUCCAAGCUUCUACAUUUGUCUACCUCUGCAGUUACCCUCCUUUUUUUUCUUAUCCACAGCGUUACUGCUUUUUUUUGUCAUUCUAUCAUUUAUUCAAAUAUUUAUUAUGUAAUAUUGCAAUGUUUAUCCUUUUGUAAUCGAGGACUCGUGUCCAGCAGUUACUGUAUAUUCUGUUAUUUAUGUAUAUAUGUCAAAUAUCCAGUUCUGCGCAAAAGUUGUUUUUGCCAAAACAACAUAUGUAUUAUAGAAUCAGAAAAGACAUGAUUAAAAAGUAGAAAGUA